Messenger RNA from Cyprinodon variegatus (sheepshead minnow), 1942 nucleotides. RefSeq names its product stromelysin-3-like. Lineage: Eukaryota; Metazoa; Chordata; Actinopteri; Cyprinodontiformes; Cyprinodontidae. The record is from RefSeq and is a predicted model, not a curated record. Gene Ontology annotation, cellular component: extracellular matrix. Bases 57 to 1511 code for a protein of 484 amino acids. Gene Ontology annotation, molecular function: zinc ion binding; metalloendopeptidase activity. Gene Ontology annotation, biological process: proteolysis; extracellular matrix organization; collagen catabolic process. The transcript is spliced from 8 exons.
UCCCUCUCCACUGCUCCUUCAGCUCCAGUCUCUGUUUCGGCUCCCAGAGGAACAACAUGAUGCAGGUCGUCGUGUUCUGCUGCAGCGUUUUAUCUUUGCAACUCUUCCUCUGCUCUCACGGUGUGCCGGUAUUUGAGGGCAGGACUGUCAAACAGCUGCAGGAAAAGCCUCACAGCAACAGCCAUGUCGUCUUAAAGAAGAGAGGCAGACACAGGCAGGAUGCUCUAAACCAAGAGGUCAAUUCAAAGUCUUCUCUGGUGUCCAGAAAUGAGACAGAGUUCUGGAAUCGUCCUCGGUGUGGAGUCCCAGACUAUCCAAAAGUAACACCCCUCGACGCAUCAAACCACAGCAGGAAGAGGAGCAGAAAGCAGCGCGGGAAACGGUUCGCUCUAUUUGGAGGACGCUGGGACAAAUUUGAUCUCACUUACAGGAUUCUUCGUUUUCCAUGGCAGAUGAGUGAAGACAAAGUUCGGGACGUCUUGAAAGAGGCCUUUGAAGUUUGGGGCGCAGUAACUCCUCUGACACUCAGAGAGGUUGUUAAUGAGAGAGCAGACAUCAUCAUUGACUUUAACAGGUACUGGCAUGGUGAUGACUUACCGUUCGACGGUCCUGGAGGAAUACUGGCCCAUGCUUUCUUUCCCCGCACUCUCAAAGAGGGCGAAGUCCACUUCGACUAUGAUGAACAUUGGACUGUCGGGAAUAGUGUUGGGACUGAUCUCCUCCAGGUGGCAGCUCAUGAGUUCGGCCAUGUUCUGGGCCUGCAGCACUCCUUGGAGCCCGAUGCCGUCAUGAGUCCUUUCUACAGUGAUUCCUACCCUUUGAAGCUCAGUGAAGACGAUAAGAGGGGGAUCCAGUAUCUAUAUGGACCUCCUCGGUACACACCGCCGGAUAUAACAGAGACCAAUGAGAUAGAGACUGAACUGUUGGAUGCCUGCAGAACAAGCUUUGAUGCUGUGUCCAUGAUCAGGGGAGAGCUGUUUUUCUUCAAGUCUCGAUACGUUUGGCGUAUCCGUGACGGACGUCUACAGGGUGGCUAUCCAGCCUUGUCUUCACGCCACUGGAGCGGUAUCCCUGACUACAUUGAUGCAGCCUAUGAAGAUAAGUCUGGCAACAUCUGGUUCUUCCAAGGCGACAAAUACUGGGUGUUUGAUGCUGAGAGGAAGAUAUCUGGACCAGUGUCUUUGGUGCAGCUGGGUCUUCCUGUGACAGACAUCAAUGCAGCUCUGAGGUGGGAGCAGAACCAAAUGGAGAAGAUUUUCCUCUUCAAGUCUUCCUUCUACUGGCCCUUCAACACUCAGGAGAAUCGGGUGAAUGAUCUCCAUCCUCGCAGCAUGCAUGAGUGGACUGGACUACCCAGUCACAUCGAUGCAGCCUUUCUGGACAAUUAUGGUUAUGCUAACUUCCUGAGUGGACUGUACUAUUGGAAGUUUAAUCCGGUGUCGCUGAAGGUGCUGGAAGGCUACCCUCGUAGAAUCGGGAUGGACUUCUUUGGCUGCUCUGAAUCUAGUUAAAUCCAUCAAAUCAUAAAAUUGAAAUCAUCCAUCGGCUUACUGCUAAAAAUCACACUGCUCAAAUUUUCACCACAGAUAAAACAGGACAGAGUCUUUCUUUGUAGCAAACAUCUAUAGUCUUACUGUAAAUUGUUGGGACUGAUCCUUUAUUUUCAGAUCGGUUCUGAUGCAGGUCAGGGAAACUGCAUAACGCCAUGGCAACAAAAUGCCAUUCGGAGUUGGCUGUUUGAGCCCACAUCACAUAUCCUGUUCCUCACCUUGGCCCUAAAUGCUGUACAUUGUUAGCCUUUAGCAGGAAGGUUUGUUCUACGUUUAGUGUCAUAAAAUCAGCGGGACUGGGUCUGAUUAUUCAUGGUGCUAUUUAAGGUCAAACUAGAACCUCAUUCUACUUAAUUCAGCUAAACUGUUCUCUCUACAGCUCUUGUUGAAGG